Microstroma glucosiphilum is the source of this 1873-nucleotide messenger RNA. RefSeq lists its product as hypothetical. Bases 439 to 1422 code for a protein of 327 amino acids. Lineage: Eukaryota; Fungi; Basidiomycota; Exobasidiomycetes; Microstromatales; Microstromataceae. The record is from RefSeq and is a predicted model, not a curated record. The transcript has a single exon.
CGUGUGUUCCAGCCCAAGCGGCGCGGUGACCAACGUGCGCUUCACAGCUGGGGCUCAGCAGCAAAUUUGACCCUGAUUCACGUUCGACAGCUUCAGCCCGGGAGAAACACGCGAGGUCUUUGCGGUCCUUCUUUAAGGUCUUUGAUUAGGAUCUGAAGCUGCCUCUCGUCUCCACCAACGAUGCCGUGUGUGCUACCAGAGCCUGGGCGCGCAGGUCGAUGCUAAGGUGUCCUCGCCUCGGGGCGCGUGCGCCUAGUCUGCCCGCCAGUCCGCCCAGCGUGCCCCUUUCCGUCGCCGUUCCGUCGUUGCGCUGGUUGCCUCCGCGUCCGUGCCCCGGUGGCAUGCUUCGCACUCUUACCUUCUCACCGUUCAAGUCACCCGCUGCACUUCCACUCGCUUCUGCUCUUUGGGCAUUCGCUAUUCCUACGUCUUUGCAUCAUGGACCUCUUGGUUCAGGUGCUGCUAUGCCUCGUCUUCAUCCUCUCCCUUGCUCUCUACUUCCAAUUAGCGAGCGGGUCGCAGCAGCCCUCCAGCGGCUCGGGGUCGGGAAAAGGCAGCAGCAGCAAGUCAAAGUCGAAGAAGAAGAGUAAGAAGGCUAGCGUCCCCGCUCAGGCCUCUGCAGCUCAGCCAACGGAGACAAAAGCUAGUGACCGUCCGGUCGCAGAAGGCGGCGCAUUCAAAGCUCGUGAUGUGCCCACACCUCCUGCUGCAUCCGCUUCCGACGAGGUAGUCCCUGUCAGGGAAGAGGCUCGGCACACCAGCAAGCUUGCGCAGACAGAGGAAGACAUCUCACAAUCCUCGGAGUCAAGCAACAGAGCUGCUGCAUCGAAGAGCUCCUCGCUAUCCCAAAUUCCAGAUGCAGGGGCCGAGACUGUGGACCUCGCAUACUUCCAAGAGCAGUCCGAUCGACGUCGUGAAAGACCGGUAGAAGAUGCUUGGCAGAGCGUUGGGAAGGGAGCUGCUCGUCUCAGCAAGCCCGUGCAGAGUUGUGAGUCUAUGAUCGCCCAACCCUCUCGGUGUCAUACUGACAUUUCAGGGUCUCCUCCUCGCUGUUCUUUCUCUAGCUUCCACUUCCUACUCCUCCAUCGCAUCCAGCAACCCUUUUGCAGUUCUGCCCGGAGAUGGCGCCAAGCCUGCAGCUGCAGCCUCUCGAAGCAUCAGCAUACCAGCCAGUGCAAGCAGCAGCUCGUCCAAGACUCGGGCCCCCACAUCGUCCCAGACGGCAUCUUCGUCCGCUGCCGAGCUAACAAAAAGACAACGGCAGAAUGCUGCUCGUGCAGCUGCCGCCAAGCAAGCAAAAGAAGAAGAAGAGAAAAUUCGUCUAGCCAGAUUGGAAGCUCACAGGAGGGAAGCGCAGCGGGAAAAAAUGAGGGAAGAGGAGCGCAAGAAGUUUGCGAAGGGCAUCCAAAGCUCAGGCCCUAACGGUACCAAUGCAAAUGGAAAGUCUCCAGCAAGUCGCGGCAAUCGAGGUGGGCUCGACUCGAAAGCUUCCGUUAACACGAAGGGUCAGCUCGUGUGGGAUUGACUCGCAACCACUUCUCCUGCCUCAUUCUCUCCCUCCCUCCUUUGCAUACUGCGUCUCACCUCUACCUCAUGCCCGAACGAACAUCCCUUCGAUCAAUACAAAUGAACAUUCCCUCUUCUUGUGCGACUUCUCUUCCAACGGCUCAACAAUGACAUUGUCCCUACGAAUAUCAUCCACUACAGACUAUCCAAUCUGCAUCCAUUGCUCGCGACCAGCGCGUGCGAUCUACAAGCACUAUACAGCGAAUCUCGUCGUCUUACUGCCCUGCAGCGGAACCAGCUGUGGUGGCUUUAUCGACUCAUAUGCCGAAGAGGAAUACAGAGAUUCAGGCAGCAGUAGGGUCACCAC